GUGUAAACAAAUGGUGGAAAAAGCAUUUUUACAAAAUAUUGUAUUUUUAUUUUGAAGAUGCUUAUCGAUUUGUAUUCACUCUUUUUCAUAGAAAAUAUCACUCGUCAACAAUUGAAUUCCUCAGACCACUAGUCUAUUUAAAUCAAUUAUCUACCGAAACCAAGAAAUAAACUCUAUCAUUACGUUUCUCUUAAAGAAAGCAGACGAGCAUUUUCACUUCACAUCCAGCGCGUCAUCCUAAAUCAAGAAUUAAUCGCGCUGCUAUAUUUGAAAUAGGUCUAUUCAUUGAUAACGCAACGAUGUCGGGGAUUGACAUCAACAUUCCCAGUGACAAUUAUAAAAUUCAGCAGCAGACGACUAAAUUAUCCAAUCAGAAGCGAGAUUUUCCGCGGGAUUACGUUUACCUCGGAGUUUGCGCGCGCUCGAUUUGACUUCCUGUCAAACUCAGGUCACUUGUCUGUUUGUGGCUCGGCAGUAAAUGGAAGUGGAUGUCGUCGAAAGUAAAGAGCUUGUCCGGAAUGUAACUUGACAGUUUUUGGAAGGACUUGCAAGUGGGUGUAGUUGUUUGCAGCAUAAAUAUCCAGAUACCGUUUGGUAUUUGGCGUUAUCAUAUGUUCAGUAGCGUUUGAUACAAAUUAUAAAGCGAUUUGGAAUUAUUGAAUUGUCUUCAUUGUCUGUGAAAGAUGAACGCUGACGAAUUCGAAAAACAUGGCAUUGAGAUGGUGCGCUACAUUGCCAACUACAUGCGCACUCUACACACGCGCACCGUGUCAGCUGACGUAGAACCCGGCUACAUGCGCAAUUUGUUACCCGCGCAGGCACCGGAAACGGGGGAGAAUUUCGAAGACAUUCUGAAAGAUGUGGAAAAAGUCAUCAUGCCAGGGGUAACGCACUGGCAGCACCCACAGUUCCACGCCUACUUUCCCGCCGGCAAUUCCUAUCCAUCUAUACUGGGCGACAUGCUCUCGGACGCCAUCGGCUGCGUGGGAUUUUCCUGGGCGGCGAGUCCAGCGUGCACGGAGCUCGAGAUAAUCGUCCUUGAUUGGAUAGGCAAACUGAUUAACCUGCCACCAGUGUUUCUGCACGAAGGGGGUCGUGGAGGAGGUGUCAUACAGGGCUCAGCGAGCGAGUGCGUGCUCGUCACGUUGCUGGCGUCACGUCACGCAGUCAUUCAAGCCGUCAAGCCGUAUCCUUACAUAGACGACGGAUACGUGCUAUCCAAACUUGUGGCCUACUCGUCCAAACUGGCACAUUCGUGCGUAGAGAAGGCUGGAAUGAUCGGCCUUGUAAAGAUGCGACAGCUUGAUGUAGACGAGAACUUCUCCUUGCGAGGAUACACUCUCGAGAGGGCCAUAGAAGAAGACAGACGAAACGGGCUCAUUCCAUUUUAUGUUUGUGCCACGCUGGGAACCACGGGCUGUUGCUCCUUCGACAACAUCGCUGAACUCGGCGAGGUGUGUGACAAGGAGAACGUGUGGCUCCAUAUUGACGCGGCGUACGCUGGAAACGCGCUGAUCUGCCCGGAGUUUCAGCAUCUCCUCAGUGGGGUGCAUAACGCCUCUUCUAUAAACUUUAAUCCCAACAAAUGGAUGCUUGUCAAUUUUGACUGCUCCCUUAUGUGGGUAAAGGACAGAAAGUUGCUAACCACGGCCCUCAACGUGGACCCUGUGUAUCUACAACAUGAACAUGACGAUAAAGAACUGGAUUUUCGGCACUGGGGAAUCCCACUGAGUCGCAGGUUUCGCUCCUUGAAGUUGUGGUUUGUGUUGCGAUGUUACGGCGUUGAAGGACUGCGAAAGUAUAUCAGACGGCAUGUGCAGCUUGCGAAAAUUUUCGAAGAGUAUGUACGAAAUGACGAUUUGUUUGAGGUCAUCGGAAAAGUGACGAUGGGUCUGGUAUGCUUCAGGAUAAAGGGACCAAACGCGCUCACCCAAAGGCUGUUGAAGAAAAUAAACGAAUCAAGAAAGUUGCACAUGGUACCGGCUCUGGUAAACGAGAACUUCGUUAUCAGAUUCGCCAUUUGCGCCGAAAACGCCGACGAAAAUGACAUCAAAUACGCCUGGGAGGUGAUAACAGAGGCCACCGAGACGCUGAUGUCAUCCAAAUUUGAACUAGAGAGACCAGGCGGUCUGGAACGAAUGGAGACGCUGGAACUGUCGGAAACCGAAAGCGAAGACGAGGUAUUUGACCGCGAGUUGUUUAACACCGAUCUUAUCUUCGACCAGCAGAGGGUAAACCUUCGUCGUGCGUGCGAGCGCCGGAAUUUGUUCCACCGAAUGGUGUCUGAUCCGAAGGGUUUCAACCGGAAGCUGCUGAAGGCGUUGAGUAUGGACGGAAGACGCCAGAUACACAGCGCGUCAGAUUUGCUUGACGGCGGUACUGAGCCAAGGUUUUCACGAAAGAAAUGACGUUGGAAUUAUGUAUUCAUUGUGUUGUUUAAUUAUUGUCCACACACUUCUUGACCAAAAUCGUCAAGUAGGAACACUUAACCCUUAAUUUUUGAGAUACGCACUUUGACCCAUGUAUAGUCCCUAAGCAGAUUAAACAAUUCAAUGACUUAUUUAUGUAUUCAAGUUAUAAAGGCUUCAUUUCCAAAAAAAGCAUACUGAUUAGCAGCAAAUAUAAUAACUCGCUUGCUGUUUAGGUUUUGCGCUUGCUUCAUUUAGCAAUUUACAGUUUGCUUCUGAGCCGGAAAUGGAAAAAUACGUUAUUUACAGCCGUCAUGGUCAUUUUUUUAUCAUUCAUGUUGGAGUGUGACUUUCGUACAAUGAAAAUAGACGGAAUUGCUUUUAACCCAUUUAUGCCUAUCGUCUAGAAAAAAAGGCAUUGGCAAACAUCGUAGACUCAGAUGAAACGCCGCAUGAUGCGGCGUCUCAUCAGGGUCUGCGCUGUUUGCUUAAAGGAAUUUCUGUAAAAAAUAUUCCAUAUAUAGAAAUAAAUAUACUAUACAUCCCUAAUUUUGGAAAUACAUUGAUCCAAUUACGAAGGUCGGGAUAGUCUACUAGGCAUACAUGGGUUAAAAUACACGUAUUUGUCAUGAUUUACAAGACGCUAAACUGCUCGUUCCAAUGCAAGUGAUUACUUGCUAAAUAUAAAGACUUGUUUAACGCAUUGAACUGUUACAGUCAUCUUGACAUCGUGUGGUCUUAAACUUUGAUUUGCAUUGAUUUAUAUUAAGAUAAUUUGCCUGAAAUAAGCUGCAGUGCAACAUACUAUUUUAAUCGAGUUGAAAACGUGAUGUAUUAUUAUUACAUAGCUUAUCUGCUGAAUCAUGCAUGCUUAGAAACAUCAUCUUCGAUUUUCAGAAAUUGGCUUACGCAUAUUUCUGUACUGUUCGCAAUGCAAAUGUAUAUUUCACAUAUUUAGCAAAAUAUAAAUAUUUGUAAGUAAA
Dreissena polymorpha is the source of this 3391-nucleotide messenger RNA. RefSeq names its product aromatic-L-amino-acid decarboxylase-like. The transcript is spliced from 15 exons. Gene Ontology annotation, molecular function: pyridoxal phosphate binding; carboxy-lyase activity. The record is from RefSeq and is a predicted model, not a curated record. The coding region runs from base 684 to 2408 and encodes 574 amino acids. Gene Ontology annotation, biological process: amino acid metabolic process. NCBI's taxonomy places the organism in Eukaryota, Metazoa, Mollusca, Bivalvia, Myida, Dreissenidae.